AUUAGGCGGUACGGGAAGAGGCAGCGGUGCUGCGCCCGCCCCGCCGGGGAGCGCCGCCUCCUCCGGCCGCGCCGCGCACGCCGGGACCGGCCUUGCCUAGCCCCGCUGCCGCCGCUACUGACCGGGCCCCGGCCCCGGCCCCGGCCCCGCCGGCAGGAUGCAGGACCCAAAUAAAGACACAGAGUGGAAUGACAUUCUGCGCAAGAAAGGUAUCCUUCCUCCAAAGGAAAACGUGGAGGAACAGGAGCGUGCAAAGGAAGAGGAGCAGCUUGCCAUCCUUCAGAAGUCUCUUGUGAAAACUUAUGAGGACAUGACUCUGGAAGAGCUAGAAGAGAAUGAAGAUGAAUUUAAUGAGGAAGAUGAGAAAGCUAUUGAAAUGUACAGGCAGCAAAGGUUAGCAGAAAUGAAAGCAGCACAAAUGAAGAAUAAAUUUGGGGAAGUUUUGGAGAUUUCGGGAAAAGAUUAUGUUCAAGAGGUCACCAAAGCUGGAAAAGGUAUAUGGGUAGUCCUGCACCUCUACAAACAGGGAAUUCCACUCUGUGCCUUAAUAAACCAACAUAUGAGCGGGCUUGCAAGGAAGUUCAGAGACGUGAAAUUCAUCAAAGCUAUCUCUACCACCUGCAUUCCCAACUACCCUGAUAAGAACCUGCCUACGAUAUUUGUCUACCUGGAGGGAGACAUCAAAGCUCAGUUCAUUGGACCUUUGGUGUUUGGUGGCAUGAACUUGACAAGGGAUGAAUUGGAGUGGAAGAUUUCGGAGUCAGGCGCCAUCAAGACAGAUCUUGAGGAGAACCCCAGGAAGCAGAUCCAGGACCAGCUCAUGUCCUCAAUCAGGGCGUGUGUCCCAGCCAGGGGGGAGAGUGACUCAGAGGAUGACUAACUUCUGCAUUGGCACCAAGAUUGACACAGUACAGUUGCAGCCAGUGUUCCCACCUAAAGCACUGGAGACACUCAUCAAGAUCUUGCUGAGCCCCAGAAGAGUAGUAUUUCAAGACAGCCAUUCAUCUAGAAACUUCUAGAAACUAAAAAGUUUAUUUAAAAAAAACACCACACCACCAAAUUUAUUGCAGCUUCACUUAAGAUUCUGAUAGACGUUUUAUAUUACAAAACCUGAGUAAAUAUUACUCAAAGUUUUUAAAUAUAGACAUCAGUAGAAA
This is a messenger RNA of Grus americana (Whooping crane), 1157 nucleotides long. RefSeq names its product phosducin like 3 (gene PDCL3). The record is from RefSeq and is a predicted model, not a curated record. Gene Ontology annotation, biological process: protein folding; angiogenesis; positive regulation of gene expression. The transcript is spliced from 6 exons. Gene Ontology annotation, cellular component: cytoplasm. The coding region runs from base 158 to 880 and encodes 240 amino acids. Lineage: Eukaryota; Metazoa; Chordata; Aves; Gruiformes; Gruidae.